AUGCCUCUACCAAGCCCUCGCCACCACGUUAAGACGGGCUGCCGAACCUGCAAGGCCCGUAAGAUCAAAUGCGACGAAGCUAAGCCCUCAUGUAAGCGCUGCGUAUCAUCGCGCCGCGUCUGCGGCGGUUAUCAAGGCACAGCUAGCCUGACGUGCUACCGUCCAAAUCAACUAUCCGCCCGCGAUCAGAAAGAAGGCAGAGCGUUCCAGUUCUUUACAGAAAUGGUUGGACCGGUUCUCUCGGGUCCUACCGACUCUUACUUCUGGACGCAUCUGGUCAUGCAGUUCAGCCACUUCGAGCCUACCAUGCGCCACGCUGUGCUGUCAAUCAGCUCGCUCUAUGAAGAAUUUGCUAGAGGCUCACGUAUUACUCGGCAGGUCUGUGGCAGCACAUUUGCUGUUGAUCACUACAACGCGGCUAUAAAGCAUGUCAAGUCAGCUAGUGAUGAGCAAAUGAUACUAGUUCUCUGCGUACUCUUCAUUUGCAUCGAGUAUCUACAGGGAGACUUUGACGCUGCUCUUCAGCACUGCCGUCAUGGCAUCAUGAUACUCAACGACUCUUCGCGUCCGGAAUGGAUGUGUCAGUAUCUUGUUCCCAUAUUCAGACGUCUGAGUAUAACGCCGUUCUUCUUUGGCGGUGGCGAACCACCGACACGUCUACCGCAGCUGAUUGGAUUUGAGGCGCCAAUGCCUUCAGAGUUCAGUGAUGCUCGAGAAGCGCAGACAGUGAUUGACGAUCUGUUGAUUCGGAUAUUGGGGUGCCUAUACGAUGGCAAUGAUGAUAGAAUAGCAGUGGCUUCAUUACUGGAUGACUGGGAUUCCAAGAUGAAUUAUCUGGAGCGCGCACUUCCUCCAUCUGCAACAACGGAUAAAUACGCCAUAUGUGGAAUGAGAUUCAAGCAUAAAAUGGCCAAGAUCUACAUCCAGAAGCAAAAAUCGCAUACAGAAAUGUGGUGGGAUCAGCAUCUCGACAUCUUCCACGAUGCUGUAAACUUGGCAGAAGAGGCGUUUCUACUAUCAACAGGGCCAGAUCAUCAACGCAUACCACGAUCAAGCUUCAGCUUCGAAAUGAGUUGGCUACCAAUGCUGUUCUUCAUCGUCCUCAAAUGUCGGGAUCUGAAAAUUCGGCAUGCGGCAUUAUCCUGGUUGGCGCAGCUUGGACCAGCCAAAGAGGGUCUCUUCGACGUGGGGACUUUGUACAGAGUUGGAAGACGUGUUAUUGAGUUGGAACAUGAUAUAUCACUUGAUGAUGAUGCCGUUGGACUUCAAAGUGCAGGUGUACCGCCGGAGGAGAAACGCUAUUUCGCUUUUAUGAUAAAUCACGAGUUGGAAGUCAUUUCCGAGAAGGACGGCACAGUCGCUUACAGAAGGCAGGCUAAGUUCCUCACAAGAGACACAGAGGGCAAGGUAGUCGCUCGAGAGGAAUAUAUCUAUGAUGAUAAUCCUCGUGGAUGCAACGUUAGGGUUCCACCUAUGAGGUGUGCAUAUCGCCUGUAG
Fusarium fujikuroi IMI 58289 is the source of this 1497-nucleotide messenger RNA. RefSeq lists its product as uncharacterized. Lineage: Eukaryota; Fungi; Ascomycota; Sordariomycetes; Hypocreales; Nectriaceae. The record is from RefSeq and is a predicted model, not a curated record. Gene Ontology annotation, biological process: regulation of DNA-templated transcription. Bases 1 to 1497 code for a protein of 498 amino acids. Gene Ontology annotation, molecular function: DNA-binding transcription factor activity, RNA polymerase II-specific; zinc ion binding. The transcript is spliced from 2 exons.